GCCGCGUCCCCGCACGAUCAAGACUCGAGGAAGGGCUGGUUACUAUCAUCCCCGUCUACUACAUUCAGUUCAAACAUGGACCUUCGCCAGCAUUUACCGGAGUCCUAUUACCUUGAUGCAGUCAACACAAGAAUGGUAUCACGAGUGCCAGUGGCAUGUCAGUUAUCACCACAUCGGGCUCGACGUCAGCUCUCUAUCUCGUCAGAAAGCUCUGCACCAGAUCUGGUAGAAGAUAUUAUAGGAACAUACGGUUCGGAUACUUCGUACGAUGAUGAUGACUACGAGUAUCACACUUCCGGUGCUGCCAUAUGGGACUCCUGGCUGGCAAAGGAUUCUGGGAGCAGCGCCUCGUUUCAUACUGAUCCGGCGAUUCGAUCACCACUACGGACUCAAUACCCAAACCUCUCGUCGUGCAGCAUCAACUUCGCAACACCAAACCUCAAACCCAUUUACUCUUCUGGUGAUCUCCACCGAUCAUAUGUCGUUCGCCCACCCCACCCCGCCGUUCGUCCUCCAGCAAAACAGCACAUAUACUCUACUCCGCCUCCACUCCUGCCACCCAACCCACCGCCACGUGACACUCGAGAAACAUGGCCUCUGCGCAAUGAAUCGAUCCCUUUCCGUCCACGUUCCCACACCACAUCAUUAGAAUCAGGAUUCAGGUCGACAAGCAACCUCAGUAUACGCACAGCUUUCGAACCACAUCCACUCCGCACCUGCUCACGCAACAGUCCCGCCUCAUACUCGCUCUCUACUCUUUCCUUGCCACAAUGCGAGCGGCAGCAAUCAUUCGUGGCGCUACCUACGAACCUCAGGGAAGAGAAAUCCGUCUUCGAAGACUGGGAUGAGCCGAAAGCCGGCCGCUGGCUGCAGCGAAACCACAAGCGGAAACGACGCUUGAAUGGCGAGAAUGCGGCGGCGGGGAAAGACGGGGAGAAGAAGAGCAACAAGGAAAAGAAGAAUGGAGGCGGUUUGCGGAAGUCUCUGACUACCGCUAGGGAGGUUUUGAAAGGGGUUUUCCGUGGAGAGAGUUGAGGAGGUUGGUUUGGCGUGGUGGGUUUGAAAUGGCGUUGGGCUUAUGAUGAGAUGAUUGAUUGAUAUCCCUUGAUUGUGUUCUGGUUAAAGCUUAAGGGGUGUUAGGGUGUGGAUUACGGAGAGAAGUGUGGUAUUGGUGUUUGGUUUGAGCUUUAAAGGGUCUGAAUGGGAAAUGGGAAAUGGUGUCAGUGGAACACGAGAUAGAAAAAGGCAUUCCUUCGCAGACCAAUGACAAUACCAAAUAUUCUAUUUGGAUAAACGCCCUCCGUGAACGU
Molecule: messenger RNA, 1310 nt
Organism: Amorphotheca resinae ATCC 22711
Lineage: Eukaryota; Fungi; Ascomycota; Leotiomycetes; Helotiales; Amorphothecaceae
Exons: 2
Coding region: 76-1035 (319 amino acids)
Source: RefSeq, a predicted model, not a curated record